CGUACAUCAGAUUGCGCAAGAUGGCUGACAGAUGAAGCAAUACCGGGUUUGUCGUUGGCGUGUUGUGGCAUAACCCCGGCUCGUGAUUGCGUGAUGAUGCGACACGGUUCAGGGCAGUAUAUAAAAGGCAACCCCUCUUCUGCUUCUUUGCCUCAUCCCCAUAAUUACUAUUCAUAAUUAGCAUCAUGGCCCCCUCAGUUGCUACAGAUCUUCCCAUUCACUCGUCCUCCAACAAGGAGCAUGUGUAUCCUGCUCCUCUGAGGCCCAGCGGUGCUCUGGAUGAGUUCGCAUUCGAAGAGACCACGCCCGCCAUUGGCCGUGAAUAUCCCACCGUCAACAUCGUCAACGACCUCCUCAACGCCCCCAAUGCGGAUGAGCUGGUGCGGGAUCUUGCCAUCACGAUCUCCCAACGCGGUGUCGUCUUCUUCCGCGCUCAGGACAAUCUCAGCGAUGACCUUCAGAAAGAACUCGUCCACCGACUAGGCCAGCUGACUGGAAAGCCUGCCGGCUCGACGCUGCACGUCCACCCAUUGCUGAACAACACCAACGAAUUCGGUGUCGCCGACAACCAAAUUAGCACGAUUAGCUCUCUCGCACGGAAGAAGAUGUUCAACCACGCGCGUCAGCCCAACCAACGUCAAUACGACUCAGCCCAAUGGCACUCGGAUAUCCAGUUUGAGCCAGCCCCAGCAGACUACACCUCGCUGCGUCUUACCCAGCUUCCUCGCACAGGAGGCGACACCCUCUGGGCUUCAGGAUAUGAUGUUUAUGACCGCUUUUCUCCAAGAUAUCAGCAGUUUUUGGACAGCCUGACGGCGACGUUUGUUGGCGAGGGCUUCCUCCAAGCUGCUCAGCGCAACCCGAAGGACUACAAGAUCUACACGGAGCCGAGAGGCAGUCCGUUGAACGUUGGCGAGGAGCUGAAGGCAGUGCAUCCAGUCGUCCGCACAAACCCGGUCACCGGGUGGAAGAGCGUCUUCGCCAUUGGGCCAUUUCCUAGAUACAUAAACGAGCUGAGCCCGAGUGAGUCGGAGGAGCUGUUGAGAAAGUUCCGUACCAUCAUCACCGAGAACCACGACCUCACGGUGCGGUUCAAGUGGAGGAAUCCUCAUGAUAUCGCUAUCUGGGACAACCGAAGUGCGUUCCAUACCGCGACGUUUGACUACGAAGGACUUGGGGAGCGAUUUGGCCACCGCGCAGUGGGCAUCGGUGAGAGGCCGUAUUUGGACCCAAGCAGCAAAUCAAGGCUGGAUGCGUUGGAUGCUGAGAAUGCUUGAUCAAAGAAUAGUAUGAGUAUAUAGUAUAGCUUUCAUCUCUGUCAAUAUGUACAAGAUAAGGUAGUGGCUGGUCCAAUCAGAUUCUGGUGAUAAUCAC
Messenger RNA from Aspergillus wentii DTO 134E9, 1374 nucleotides. Its product is annotated as TauD/TfdA dioxygenase family protein. Bases 186 to 1277 code for a protein of 363 amino acids. NCBI's taxonomy places the organism in Eukaryota, Fungi, Ascomycota, Eurotiomycetes, Eurotiales, Aspergillaceae. The record is from RefSeq and is a predicted model, not a curated record. The transcript has 3 exons. Gene Ontology annotation, molecular function: 2-oxoglutarate-dependent dioxygenase activity. Gene Ontology annotation, cellular component: cytoplasm.